Messenger RNA from Pimephales promelas (fathead minnow), 3549 nucleotides. The record is from RefSeq and is a predicted model, not a curated record. Lineage: Eukaryota; Metazoa; Chordata; Actinopteri; Cypriniformes; Leuciscidae.
CUGAAAUCACAUCUUCUCAUUCUCAAGAAAGAGCAUUUAACUGUGAACUGCGAUAACUGGAGAAGAAGGCCAUAACCCUUUUAAGAGAGACAUGAAUCUGAUAUACACUUUUAACUCUAUUUUCAUGAUAAAAUCUAGUUUCUCUUCCACUUCUACUCUUCCAUGUAAAUGCAAGAUAUACUUUCAUGGAUCUUUUGUUUCUGUGUAUAAAAAAUACACAAACAACAUGUUGUAAUAAAAAUGUUUAUUGGGUUUUAAAAAUACACAGAAACAUGUUAUAAAAAAAAAAAAAACGUUUAUUGGGUUUAUAAAAAAAUGAUUGAUGAAAUGGAUAAGUAAAAUGUAAUCAGUAUUAUUAUGCGUGCAUAUAGUAAGGAAAAGCAAGUAUUACCCUAGUGUUGUGUUCCAGACCAAAAGGAGAAGGAUUUUGAGAGGCCGCACACGAAGAAGGAAGACAAUGAAGGAUUAAGCUUUUUAUAAGAUGAUUAAUUAAUUUGUGUUGAUGUUAGACGCUGGAAGCUGGGUCCGUCUCUCCAUUGUUUGAUGAUCCAAACCUGACACCUGCUGGUGGAACUUGUGAACUGCUGCUAUUGAACUAAAACUUGUUAACUUGUUUGGAAACUUCGAAAAACUUUAUAUAAUAAAACUACAUAUAUAAUAAAGAGUCUCUGCUUGCUAUCAAAAUCUUAGCCACGGAGGGUUCUUUCUACUAGACUGUGAGUAUGAAUUUUGAAUACUUAUUAUCUUUUGUAGAAUUCGACCUACUUUACCUUACCUGAGAGAAUAAAUAAGAUGAGGUAGAAGGUGAAUGAUGUAUAAUUAGGUGAUAGGGUAGAUCUGAUGCCAUAAAACAAUAUUUGACCCAAAUUUGGGUUAAAACAACCCAGCAUUUUUAGACUGAGUGCCCCAUCUUAAGGCCAUUGUACACUUGUUUGUUUAUUUAUUUCGAGCAAUAUAUAAUUACACAUGACAAGGCAAUAAUAAGCAUUUUGGUUAAUCUAUAUACAACCAGGGCAGGAAAAGCCUGAUAUUUAAUUAAUUUCCAUGGUGAUUUGCCCUUAUGUUUGUUUUGACUCGCGCUGUCCCCUAAGAGUGUGCGCAUGCGCAGAUGAGAGAGAGCGCGUCAGACUGAAAGAGCGUAGUUUAAGUCACACGGAGGGAGAAAUAGUCGAUUAAACUAUUAGAGAACAUUUCCAGUUUAAUAUUGACUUGUGAAUCUGUGCUGAUAAGUGAUAACAGUCGUGUGGUAGUGUCGAGUGUAUGGUUGAUUUAGCUGCUUACGAUUGAUAUGAUUGUUCCUGCACGUGAGAGAUCUUCUGUUGGGAAAGGAAAUUCAGAGACGUUGGGGAAGAUUGAGCGUGAGUUAACCUGUAAUAUCUUAUAAAAAGUUGUUGAAAGGUUAAAUAACACUGUUUAUUUCAUAUAUCAAUGGAACAUAUUUAAAUGGAAUACCCGUACGUGAUAUUGCACGUGCACCAGCCACUUCGUGAGCUUUUUCUGUGCUUCAAAGUCUCAAUAAGAAUCAGCUCCUCCCACUAGAAUUUACCAAAAUUGAAGUCCCUCCCACAUCAGUCACAACACCAGCAAAGCUCCGCCCACUGCGAUUCUCCUAUAAAUGCUUGAAUAUUCCCAUCAUCUACAAGUGAAGUUGAGCAAAGACUGAGUUUAUUAAAGAGGACAGUGAGAACAUGAGUGAUCCAGAACCCUGCAGAAUGAAACACACUGAAGAUCCUGAAGAACAAAGAGACCUGAUGGACGAGAACGAGGAGAGUGAAGAACACUUGCGUCGCUCAAAGAAUAAACAGACAAUUUUAAAUAAAAGAAGAGACAAGAAAUCUUUCACCUGCACUCAGUGUGGGAAGAGUCUCACACGCAAAGAACAUCUUGAGCUUCACAUGAGGAUUCACACUGGAGAGAAGCCGUUCUCAUGCGAUCUAUGUGGGAAGAGUUUCACACAAUCAUCAUACCUUAAGAGUCACAUGAGGAUCCACACCGGAGAAAAGCCGUUCACAUGUGAUGAAUGUGGGAAGAGAUUCACAACCAAACAAAAUCUUAAACUUCACAUGAGGACCCACACCGGAGAAAAGCCAUUCACAUGUGAUCAGUGUGAAAAGAGUUUCACAAACAAACAACUUCUUACGCUUCACAUGAGGACCCACACUGGAGAGAAACCGUUCUCAUGUGAUCAGUGUGGGUCGAGCUUCACAAAAAAACAACAUCUUAAUCUUCACAUGAUGAUCCACACUGGAGAAAAGCCAUACGCAUGCGAUCAGUGUGGAAAGAGAUUCCCACAUUCAUCACACCUUAAGAGUCACAUGAUGAUCCACACCGGAGAGAAGCCGUUCUCAUGUGAUCAGUGUGGGUCGAGCUUCACACAAAAACAACAUCUAAAUGUUCACACGAGAAUUCACUCUGGAGAAAGGCCGUACGCAUGUGUUCAGUGUGGAAAGAGUUACAUACAAUCAUCAUACCUUAAGAUUCACAUGAGGACCCACACCGGAGAGAAGCCGUACACAUGUGAUCAGUGCGACAAAACGUUUCUUACUGCAUCACACCUGAAGAAACACCUGAGUGUUCAUACGAAGGAGAAGCCAUAUUCAUGUUCUGUGUGUGGAAAGAGUUUUUCACAGCUGCAAUAUUUAAAACUACAUCAGAAAGUUCACACUGGUGUGAGAGAGUACAUGUGCUUUGAGUGUGAGAAGACUUUUACUACAGGGAGAGAAUUAAAACUGCACCAGAGGAUCCACACUGGAGAAAAACCUUUAAAGUGUUCACACUGUGACAAGAGAUUCAGUCGUUCAGGAACUCUGAAAACACAUGAGAGGAUCCACACUGGAGAAAAACCUUACAAGUGUUCACACUGUGACAAGAGAUUCAGUCAGUUAAUAAAUCUGAAAGCACAUGAGAGGAUCCACAGCGCCGAGAACUCACACACGUGUGAUCAGUGCGGGAUGGGUUUCAAUUCUAAAACUCACCUGAAGCGACACAUGAAGAUCCACACAGUGGAGAAACCACAUCAACACAGUCUGCGAUCACAAACUACCAGAAAGCAUCCGGAAGGAGAGGACAGAGAGAACGACAGUGAUCCAGAACCUGCCGAAUGAAACACACUGAAGAUACUGAAGAACCAAGAGACCUGAUGGAAAUGAACAAGAAAGGAAAAACAGAAGCAUAUAAAUCUGUCUCCAGAAGAGUGACGGGAAAACCAAUGUAAAUCAAGUCUGGGAAGAAGCGGCUCAGGCUUUCGCUCUGAAAUCACAUCUUCUCAUUCUCAAGAAAGAUCAUUUAACUGUGAACUGUGAUAAGGCCAUAACAAGAGAGACAUGAAUCUGAUAUACACUUUUAACUCUAUUUUCAUGAUAAAAUCUAGUUUCUCUUCCACUUCUACUCUUCCAUGUAAAUGCAAGAUAUACUUUCAUGGAUCUUUGAACCUGGACACUUUUCUUCUUUUAAGAUGCUUUGGCUGUAUGGCUUCGGUCUCUUUUACUUUUACUUAAUGUUUGUAUUUACGUAAAGUAAUGCUUGAUUAAACCAUUUACUCAUUUUUCC